AAAUACAUAAAGUGAAGUUCCAAAAAAACUAAUGCCUUUAUAUGAAUAAAGGCCAAUUGUACACACACACACAAGAAAUUUUAAAACAAAAACAAAUAAAGGGGUGAGAGAGUGGAGAAGGAGACAUAACUUUCAAACUCCCACUUUCCAAAUGAAUGCUCCAAAAUGCACAUUUGAAACACACGAGACGCCUGCCCACGAGGGGGCGCUGCGUUCGGGCAGGAAGAGAAAGUACAUGGCCGCGGAUGCCCCGGAGCAGCAGCAGCAGCAGCAGCAGCAACAACAAAACAAAACAACACCCUCAUUCGGUCACCGUCUGGGAUUUGUGUGGCUUUUUGGGUGCUUACGGCGAGGACCUUGUGCAUUGGCGAAGCACGCAAGGCAGACGUCGGUGUAUUUUUGGGUGGGUGGGGACGUGUAGCCGAGGCGGAUUUCGGCUAGAAUGGCUGCUAGCCGGCUAGCAUUGAUGCACCUUUAACCUCUUGUUGAUUUGCACCAGCAGUAGUGAAUGCACUGGCCCAGUUGUCGUUCAUAAAGCACCUAUACUGUGGCCGAGUCGCACUUUACCCGCACAUUACUCGUUCGCAUUUUUUAAUUGUUAUUCGCGACCUCCGACGGGAGCGCCGUGUUAGCUUUCGGCAAACCCGAGAAUGGGGCGCUUUGGGCGGCCACAACACUCGACGUCGACCGAGCCGUUAAGCUAACGUCGGCCCGGUAACGCCAUACCAACGUUCUGUUCAAUUCUGAAUAAAAUUGCGCCUAAUUUGUUAUUUUUGCGCGUUAAAUUUGUAAAUACAUAAGGAGCGGCCAAUGUUGGUUCACCUGCCAGGCAGCCAGCUAGCAGUAGACGUCCACCUUCUCGCGUGUCUGUUGUAAUUUCCCAACAUUUCUUCUGCCAAGGCACCAAUUUUACAUGAGAAAAAAAAAUGAUCAUGGCCUUUUACCAAACAUGAAAGGCACAAAAAGUGGCUACGCACUUUAAUUUUGUACCUUCCGCCAUCUAGUGGAAGAACAUUUAAUUGUUAUGCGUGUCACUAUACACCGCUGGCGUAGAUGGAUGAAAAUAAAAUGCAUUGUAUGUUGUCAGUAAAAUAAUUUUCAGGCUAAUUAUGUGGAAUUGGGUCGUUUCCCACCGCGCACUGGUUGGAAGUCGCUGGGCUGCAGCGUGCUCCUCGAGAUAAUCUUGCUCACGAGCCUUCGCUUGGACAUGUUGAAGUUUUAAGCAAUGUGGUGUUCCCUUUCUACUGACCGGCAAAGUGUUGCGACAUAUGUGGACACGAGCAUUUGGUUUUAUGGAUGAUGGAUACGAGCGCGAGCAUCCGCGCGAGAGUGCCGAGAGGAAAAUGAGCAGGUUGUACAUGUCAGCGUUGUGAAACGGAGCUGUUUGCGACUGGAACAUGGCCGUGACGAGGAAGGCGACAGCAGCAGUUCACUGACUGAAGACAUGAGUGUCCGCCAGCCCACCUCCACCCUUGACAGCCCCUUCGCCGCUUGGCUCAGCAGUCUGACCACCGGGGACUCGGAACGCAAGUCGUCCGCCAGUCAGCAGAGGGACCCGCUGGCCGACGUCCCCAGCGAGCGCGCGGGCGGCGGCUCGGUCCAGAGAUGCGUGGUGGUGCAGAAGGACCAGCUGGGUUUCGGCUUCACCGUGUGCGGCGAGCGGGUGAAGCUGGUGCAGAAUGUGCGGGCAGGCGGGGCAGCCGUCAAGGCCGGAGUCCAAGAAGGAGACCGAAUCAUAAAGGUGAACGGUUCGCUCGUGUCCUCCAUGUCCCAUCAGGAGGUGGUGAAACUCAUUAAAUCUGGAACGUAUGUCGCGCUCACCCUGCAAGGACCGCCCCCUUCGCCGUGCUCCUUCCCCGCUGAUCCCGCACCCAAUCAGAGGAUGCUUACUAGCGUUGAGGCUCCACCCCCACCACCUUCACUGUCAGGACUGAGCGGCACUCCCUCUCAAAGAAUCACUGGACCCAAACCGCUCCAGGACCCCGAGGUGCAGAAGCACGCCUCUCAGAUACUUCGGAAGAUGCUGCACCAGGAAGAAACGGAGCUGCAGGUCUUAAUGGAGGAGCAGUCGCGGAAUCCGUCGCCGUCUCUGGAAGAGCGAAUCGAAAGCGCCAAGAGGCGAGCCCGUCAAGUGCGCGUCAAGCUUCAGCAGGACGCAGAGGGAACGCGGUCGCAAUGCGUCAACCGCGCCGUCACGGGAGGCGAAGCAGGACGCUUGUCGCUGGACUCGAGCGAGGGCGACAUGGAGGCCUUUGAAAGUCCCCACUCAUCCCCCUCAUCUUCCUUCCGGAGCUUUCUACACCGCCGGCAGAGCUCCAACACCCUCUCCGAUUCGAGCGGCAGAGCCCAGAUCAUCGGGCCUGAGGAGGAAGACGAGGAAGACGACAAUUACGUGUUCAAUGAGAUGGACGGCCCCUUCCAGGACAUGGAGCUGCUGAAGUUGCGGCCCGCCCACAUGACCAUCUUCCUUAGAUACGUCUUCACGCAGCUUCUGGACCCCAACCCGCUGCUCUUCUACCUGUCGGUGGAGGCUUACCUGGGCGCCGCGCCCAAAGACGCCCGCUCCCUGACUCCGCAGAUCUGCUCCCAUUUCCUCGAUCCGGACGCCCCCUUGAAGCUCAAAGUACCAGAAGACUACCUUACAGACAUCGAGAGCCGCUUACACUCUCAGGAGGACAUCCGCGGGCCGCUGUGUGAGCUGCAGCAGCAGGUGCUCCCCCACAUCCAGGACCAGCUUCUGGACUACAGGAACAAGCAAAUGAUGGGCCUGGGCGCGCUCUUUGGCGAAAGUGACCUGCUGCUGCUGGACGGUGACCCGCUGAAAGAGCGUCAGGUGGUGGACAAGCAGGUCACCGCCCUCUGGGAGAUCCUGUGCAAGCACGAAGAGGACAGAAGCUCCCCGCUGGCGUCGGCCGUGCUUCUGUACCUGCGCCACGCCGGCGUCAAGCUGCGAGACUCCAAGGCGUUCCCCGGUUUGAGCACCGAGAAGGAAAAGUGGCUCACGUUCCUCAAGACGAAAAAGCUGAGUGGCGCCAAGAAGGAGAAAGACGGCGAGGACAAGAAGAGGAAUCCCAUCCUGAAGUACAUCGGGAAACCUCGGAGCGCAUCGCAGUCCACAUUCCAUGUCCCGUUGUCCCCUGCCGAAGUGCGACUAGGAAGCGUCAGGAACAUCAUUCAGCAGUUUGAGAACAACUCGGAGACCGGAGCCGAGGACGGCGGCGACCCGCAGGUGGCGUUGUCCGGCGGGCAGGGUGAAGACUGCGUGGCCCGCCCGACGGCCUCCGUGCGUCUGGCACGCAGCGAGUCUUUGAAGGCUCAGGGCGAAGGUCGGCGGCGGGGCGUCGCGUCAUGCGGCGAGUCCGUCCCCCGCUCUCGCAGCGACGUGGACAUGGAGGACCCCGGUGAGGAGAGGGACGGGCCAGGCCUCAGACUGCAGCACAGCGCCUCGUCGUCGGCGUCCGGCAGCUCGGCCAGAUCUCUGGAGAACCCCACACCGCCGUACACGCCGCGCUCCAUCCGCAGGAGCACGGAGUCGCCGCUGACCCUGCUGCUGGACGCCGGCGCCCCCGAGGAGGAGGCGUGCGAGGGUCAGAACUGGCAGGAGACUGUGCCACCUCAGCUCUUGGCCACGCUCGGCCCGAAGGAGGUGGAGCGCCAGGCGGUCAUAUACGAGCUCUUCACGACCGAGGCGUCGCACCUGCGCACACUCCGAGUCCUGGACCAGGUCUUCUUCCAGAAGAUGCGAGCCGUGCUCAGCGCCGACGAGCUGGCCUGCAUCUUUCCCAACCUGCCGCAGGUCUACGAGCUGCACGCCAGUCUGUGCGAGGCCAUGAGGAAGCGGCGAGAGUCCGUCAUCGUUCAAGACAUCGGCGAUGUCGUGUUGGCGAGGUUUGAGGGUGCCGCCGGGGAGGAGUUUCAGGAGCAGGCGUCCCAGCUGUGCAGGCAGCAGUCUCAGGCGCUGGAGCUCAUUAAGAGCAAACAACGCAAAGACCCCCGCUUUACCCACAUUGUCCAGGAGUGCGAGGCGAGUCGCCACUGUCGCCGUCUGCAGCUCAGAGACCUGCUGGUGUCCGAAACGCAGAGGUUGACCAAGUACCCGCUUCUCCUGGACAACAUCAUCAAGCACACCGAGGACACCUCCGCCGACGUUCCCGCCCUCCAGCGGGCGCAGGCCUGUUGCCGUGGAAUCCUGCAGGCGGUCAACGAGGUGGUCAGGGAGACUGAAGACCGCCACCAUCUGAGCAAGUACCAACGCAGACUGGAUGUGGCGCCACAGUUCAAGGGUCUGGACCUGAGCACCAAGAAGAUGAUCCACGAGGGUCCGCUCGUCUGGAAAGUCAGCAAGGACAAGCAGUUAGACAUCCACGCGCUGCUCCUGUCCGACUGCCUGCUGCUGCUGCAGCGCGGCCCCGACGAGCGUCUGCUGCUGCGUCACCCGUCCCGCUGGCUGGGCGGGGGCGGCGGAGACAGCCCGCUGGUCAAGUUGGACUCGCUGCUGGUGCGCUCGGUCGCCACAGACAACAAAGCGCUCUACGUCAUCAGCGCGACCGAGAGGCAGAUCUACGAGCUGGCGGCGGGGACGGCGUCGGAGAAAAACACCUGGAAGGACUUUUUGGAGAAGACCGUCGCCUCUGCUGCCAGCCCACGCCCGAGCAAUUACGGCUCAGCGGCCACUGCCUCUCCCAGUCUUGGCGCUGCAUCCUCGGUGGCAGGUGCGGGCUGCGCCUACGCAGAAAACGCCGCGAGGGCCCGGAACGACGCCGCGGCCGUCUCUGCGGCUUGCGGCCGGUCGGGAGAACUGUACCGCCAUGAAGGACACGGCGUGGGUGUGGCAGAUGCGGCGUUGCAGGACGUGGAAACGCUGCGGCAGCUCCUCUUCCUCGACGCCCACGAGGACGGCUGGAGCCCCGCCUUGCGAAGCCCGGCCGACGCGCAGAAUCUCCGCGGCGACCGACGUGAGGCGCCGCCGUGCGACGGCGCUCAGGUCGUAAGAACGGCGAUGGCGGCGGCUUCUUCUUACUCUGUCCCUGACGACAUCGCUGAUGAUGUCACGGCAAAAUCUGAGCAGUCGUCACCGGCCGCAGCGCACGAAAAUGUAUUUUACCUGGUCGCGCCCGAACGGCGAGGCGAGAGCGCCGCCGACCCGGCGGACGGAGAAGCGGAAAGCGACGUGUCGGGGGGGUGCGGCGAGGAGGCGUUGCGGCAGAGUCACGUGAUCAAAAACGUGGAGGAGGUCUUCCACACCAUCGAGAACUUGAUGAGCAAGCUGCGUCAGCUCAAGGACAUCGAGGGCGAGCACCGCAAACUGCUGACGUCGCUCCGGGAGCCGUCGGAGGAGGAGGAGGAGCGGGCGUGCCGCCGCCGCCGCCGCGCUCCGGACCGCGGCUCGGCGGACGGCAAGGAAGGAAGUCCCACCCAGCCCAGGAUUCAGUCCACUGGAUUGUGAGAGCCACUGGAAGCACCCCAAAUGGGACCUCCAGUCACCCAGCACUUUAGCCACAACGCAGACCCCCGUCUCACCCUUAGCCCGCUUGACUGUGUUUGGCUUGUCUUAGGCCAGCGGUUCUCAAACCGGGGUCUCCGCGCCGGAGCUUGCAAAACAAUUUGCCGUAAAUUAUUCUGAUUAUUAUUUCGUGUCAUUUACUCAAAAAAGUGCAUACCUACUGUACAAAUGGGGACCGGCCCGCCAAUAAAACAAAUGUAAGAAACCAAUCCCUGCCUUUAGUCAAUAAAGGCGCAAUAUUAUGAAAAUAAGACUUGUUAAGAUAAGACUUUAUUCCCCCAGUAAACAUUUAGUUGGCUGUUAAUAUUUUUUCUAAAAAUGGUUUUAUUCUCGUAAGAUUACCACUCAAAUACAUCUUUUGUUCUUGUAAAGAUGGAUUUAAUUAAUUUUUUUUUGUUUGUAAAAUACGAUGAUUCUCAAAAAUCUGGAUUUGGCCCCCCAUCCCAAAAAAAUAAAAAAUAAAAUAGGCCACUUUUUAAUUCCUGAUGGCGCUUAGGGGUUUCAAGUGGUGGUAAUGUUUCAUCGGCGUUAGGAUUAUGAGGGACCCAAAAAGUUUGAGAACUCCUGUCUCAAAGGCCACGGCCUUGACUGACUGAACUUCUUAGCGGGAAAAACAAGCUGUGCAAAGAUAUGCUAAGCUUUCCAGCUGCUGCUGGUGGGCUUUUUGAAAAAUCUUUUUUUUUUUUUUUUUUUUUGCUUAUUGUUGUGUUGUGGAAUCACGAAGAAAAGCCACGCUGACGCGUUUCACUUCCGAGCUGACGGACUCUACCAAAGUCAAAAAACAAAAAAAAAAAAAAAACAGCAUCUGCAGA
Messenger RNA from Phycodurus eques (leafy seadragon), 6315 nucleotides. RefSeq names its product Rho guanine nucleotide exchange factor (GEF) 11 (gene arhgef11). Gene Ontology annotation, molecular function: G protein-coupled receptor binding; guanyl-nucleotide exchange factor activity. The record is from RefSeq and is a predicted model, not a curated record. Gene Ontology annotation, cellular component: cytoplasm. Gene Ontology annotation, biological process: G protein-coupled receptor signaling pathway. Lineage: Eukaryota; Metazoa; Chordata; Actinopteri; Syngnathiformes; Syngnathidae.